AUGGCGGCGGCGACGCGUGCGCACAUCGAGGCUCAUAUUGGUAGCGUAAGCGAUAUUGCUUUUGCUAGUAUUAGUGAGCAAAUUUCGAUCGUUAUCGGUGGUGAUGACAAAACUAUUAAGGUGUGGGAUGUGGUUACUGGUGCCAACUUGUUUACUUUCAAAGGGCAUGAGACUCCUCUUGAUAUAACCAAAGACCACUUUUUGGCUGCCGGUGAUGACUAUGUUAUCAAAUUUUGGGAAAUGGAUAGCGAGGAUCUCUUGGCAACUUCUGAUGCCAGGGGAGAUUUACCUUUAAGUGGUUUUGAAACUCCGUACAUAUGCUUCAACAAGGAGGGCACAUUACUGGCUGCAUCUGCGAGGAACAAAAGAAUUAAAAUCUUAGGAACCCUUAAUGGAAUUCAGUCAUUACAAGCUCAUGAAAUGCCUGUAUCCAUUAUUGCAACUAAGUUUGUGGAGUCAAGCUUUACUGUUGCCAAGGAAUUGAAAUUUGAGAUUAAAAGUUUAAGAUUUGAUGGUAAAGAAAGAGAUGAAGAUGAAGAUGAUGAAUCUGCCAUUGUUUGCCUGUGA
Messenger RNA from Camellia sinensis, 567 nucleotides. The record is from RefSeq and is a predicted model, not a curated record. Lineage: Eukaryota; Viridiplantae; Streptophyta; Magnoliopsida; Ericales; Theaceae.